This is a messenger RNA of Tigriopus californicus, 533 nucleotides long. Its product is annotated as U6 snRNA-associated Sm-like protein LSm8. The coding region runs from base 146 to 436 and encodes 96 amino acids. The record is from RefSeq and is a predicted model, not a curated record. Gene Ontology annotation, biological process: mRNA splicing, via spliceosome. Gene Ontology annotation, cellular component: precatalytic spliceosome; U4/U6 x U5 tri-snRNP complex; U6 snRNP. The transcript has 2 exons. Gene Ontology annotation, molecular function: RNA binding. Lineage: Eukaryota; Metazoa; Arthropoda; Copepoda; Harpacticoida; Harpacticidae.
UGAACAACGCUUCGGCAAAUGAACUCGCAUUAAGGCUUAAUAAAUAUAUAAUUUCUCUGGUUAUUAUAUGAUACGUUGUUGCCGGAUGUGUUUAAGUCAGUUUGAUUGAUUUUUUCAGACCCACACCCGAAGAGAAUCUAUCAAGAUGGGAUCAGCCUUGGAGAGCUUUGUGAACAGAAUGGUCUCCAUCAUCACGGCUGAUGGCCGCAAUUUCAUUGGAACCCUGAAAGGAUUCGAUCAAACUAUCAAUCUCAUUUUGGACGACACUCAUGAGAGGAUUUACUCACCGGCCCAAGGGGUUGAAAGAGUUGUUCUGGGGCUGCACAUCGUGAGAGGAGACAACAUUGCUCUUGUUGGUGAAUUGGAUGAAGAUGUGGAUUCAAGACUAGAUCUUCAAAGUAUGAGAGCCGAUCCGAUCGCCUCCAUGAUUCAUUGAUUCAGUGCCCGUAAAUGUAAUGCGAAGUAUUCUAAAAGAUAUCCAACCGAACUAGAACUUUGGAAUACACACAAAAAAAACAUUUAAAUCUUCGUUA